Molecule: messenger RNA, 411 nt
Organism: Mesocestoides corti
Lineage: Eukaryota; Metazoa; Platyhelminthes; Cestoda; Cyclophyllidea; Mesocestoididae
Source: the annotation of a GenBank genome assembly
AUGUUGCACUUCUACAACUCUCAAUCGCUUGGGCCAUCACCCCCACCACCAGAACCUACGGAGGAUCUGAAAGCCUUCGAGCGACGCCUCCGUGAGAUUGUCACCGGGCUCCAUCCAAAGGCGAAACUCUGGCGAAUUUUGCUCUUCUCGGCUACAGCCUUCUGUCUGCUCACCACCUAUCUUUGGCUCACCGACCCCCUUACCUACCAGGUUCGCUUCUUCACCUCACUCGCUAACCACCCUGGUUUUGUUGUGAGUGUCUUCCUCCUGAUUGGUCUGUUUGUCUUUGGCGCUCACAAAAAGGUCGUGUUGCCCAACAUCAUAGCCCAGCGCUGCCGCACCGUCCUUGCCGAGUACAACAUGACUUGUGACAACUCCGGCAAACUCAUCCUCAUGCCGCGACCAACUUGA